This is a messenger RNA of Paramecium pentaurelia, 346 nucleotides long. The record is from the annotation of a GenBank genome assembly. NCBI's taxonomy places the organism in Eukaryota, Ciliophora, Oligohymenophorea, Peniculida, Parameciidae.
AUGUCAUUUUUCAAUUAUUUUAAGAAAAUGUAAAAAAAUAAUGAAGAAUAAUAGAAAAAUGUAAAAAAUAGAAAUUAUUUUGAACAAAUGAAGAAUUCUUAAUUAAAAUUUUUGUUUUAAGAAUAAGUUUCUAAAUUUAAGCCUGUUGGAAAAGUAUCAUAUAAAUAUUUUUUAAUAGAAAUAUUAGUUUUAAGAUUUGAAUAUUCAAUACCAAAAUCAAUCUCAACCUUUCUGGUCCACAAAAAUGUUAAUUUCUGCUCAAUUAUCUAUUGAAAACCUAAAGAAAGAGAAUGAAUUGUUAAAAAGAAAAUUAAAAUAUGUGAAAAAUAAAAAUAAAAUGAAUUGA